Styela clava is the source of this 1660-nucleotide messenger RNA. Its product is annotated as ras suppressor protein 1-like. Gene Ontology annotation, cellular component: cytoplasm. Gene Ontology annotation, molecular function: protein binding. Lineage: Eukaryota; Metazoa; Chordata; Ascidiacea; Stolidobranchia; Styelidae. The record is from RefSeq and is a predicted model, not a curated record.
CAUUUUUUGAAAAUCAUUGACAAUGUCAAAGUUGAAAAAAAUUGUUGAAGAAGCGAAAGAGUCAAAAUGUCGAGAAGUUGAUCUCAGUGAUAAAGGGAUUCAAAAUGUGAAUGAAGUUCCCGGGCUAAUGAUGCUGGACCAUUUGACACAGUUAACGAUGAGUCACAACAAAUUAACUGCAGUUCCACCAAGUAUCGGAGAACUUGCAAAUUUGUCUAUUUUAAAUCUAUUCAACAAUUUGAUUGAGGAAUUACCCACAUCACUCAGUGGAAUGCAGCAAUUAAAGCAUUUGAAUUUAGGAAUGAACAGGUUAUACCAUCUACCAAGAGGAUUUGGUUCCUUUCCGAAGCUUGAAAUUCUGGAUCUAUCAUACAACAAUCUUACAGAACAAUCGCUUCCAGCAAACUUCUUUUUUAUGACGUCAUUACGUGGUUUAUACCUUGCUGACAAUGAGUUUGAAACAUUUCCAUCAGAAGUUACUAAGCUCAAAAAUCUGCAAAUACUCAGUCUGAGAGACAAUGAUUUAGUUUCACUGCCAAAAGAGAUAGGUGAUUUAUCAAAACUAAGAGAACUUCAUGUUCAGGGCAAUCGUUUGACUGUUCUACCACCUGAAAUAGGUCGACUUGAUCUAACUGGAUCAAAAGGUGUAUUCAAGGUGGAUCGUAACCCUUGGGUUCAACCUAUCAAAGAUCAAUUUCAACUUGGAAUCAAUCAUGUUUUCGAUUAUAUCAAAUCUGAAACUUAUGAAUAUUUAUAUGGUCGACAUAUGUCAGCUAAUCCUGCUCCUCCGCCGAAGAAAGCUGAUAAAUCGAAAAAGACUAGCAGGAAACCUCUCCAGCACAAGAAUAAGUGAAUGUAUCCUUGUCUAAGAUCAAAACUAACUUGCUGCAAACAUCAUAUGCUCAACACUUCUGCUGAAUACUUAUAUUUGCUUGUAUACGGAAAGCUGGCUGAAAGAACUACAUCAGAGAGAAUUGAGCUACUGUACAUCAUCAUUAUGUAACAACAAAUUACUCUUGACAAAGAAUCAGGGGUUGGGUGUUAUGAACAUGAUGCUGAUGGCUAAUAUGUUACAUGUGUCAGGACUGGAUUUUACUUUGAUUCAAAGAAAGAAAAGCUAACAAUUUGGUUUGGUUAUUUAGCAGACUAUGCUCAUGCAUUCACUUUAUCAUCAAUCUCUAUAUUCACUUUAUCAUCGAUGUCUAGGGUCAAAGUAAAUUUUCAUCCAUUUGAAACGUCCAUACAGAUUAAUGUCUAUUUCACAUUGAAUACUGACUGCUAUAUUAGAGUAAAAAAUUGGUCACAAGUCUUUUAAUUUUUCAUGUUGUUUACUUGGAAGCAAGUCCUCCGUUAGAAUUUAUCUUCAACUGCCAUUUUUCAGUGCUGGAAUUACUGACUGAUGAGAAAACAGUUUUCUGUUAAAGACUUUAUCUGCAUUCAGUGUUUGAGGUUUAACAAGUUUUGAAAUACUCUCAGCCGAUUUUUUGUCUUGAGGAAUUUUCUUCAAAUAUCGAUCAGUAACCUUGAGCACUUCUGCUGCUCCCUGUAAUCAUAAUUCAAAAAUAUGUAAAUAGCUAUUUUUGAUUCAACAUUUUUAUACAUAGUAUUAUUUUAUAUCGCUAAGUGCAUUUAAAAAUUAUAAUAUCAUGUACAUGGAAAA